AUGAGGAGAAAGAUGGCCGAGGGCUCGAGGGAGCUCCAAAUGUGGCUCGGUGCGAACGUGAGCGAGGCCUACCGCGCGCCGGUUUCGGCCGUGGCCGACACGCUCGAAGACCUCCGCUGCUCCGACCUGGACGAGCUCGAAUCGCUGCUGGCACUCAACUCGUGGCCGGUCCUGACGCGGCGACGAUUCGUCGACGCCUGGCGCGAGCUGAAGGGCGAGGGUGCAGCGCCCGCGCCGAUGGCCGUCGAUACGCCGGAGCCCGUAGCGGAGCCCGUGGUCGAGUCCGCGCCGGAGCCGAGGUCGGAACCCGCCCCAGUGCCGGAGCCCGCCGCGAACAUGAACGCGCCGCCGCGGCGGCGGGCGCACGCGCCAGCGCGGGUGAACGAUAGCUCGGGCCGCUACUUGUGCCCGGCGGGGUGCGGCAGAUCAUUCGCCCACGGCCCGGCGGCGGUGUCGCACGGCAAGAGCUGCGGCAAGCUACCACCCGCCGCCAAGCGACAGCGCGCCGAGUCCGAGUCCGACGACGCCGCCGCUGAGCCGUCGCGAUGGCUCAGAGGCGGCUCGAGGCCCAAGCUCGAGAAGCCCGAAACUUAUAAAUGUGGCGGCUGCGACCGCGCCUUCACGACGCUCUCGGGCCGGUCGAACCACCACCGCUACUGCGAGGCGGGGCGCGCCUUCGCGGCCGCCGAGGCGGCAGCGCGCGCGCUCGCGGCGUCGGACGACGACAUCGCCUCGUCGGCGUCGCCGACGCCGACGCCUCCUUCCUCGGACUCGCCGCGCGCCGUCUCUCAAAAACGGUUCCCCUGCCCGGCCGGCUGCGACCGCUUCUUCACGCACGCACCGGCUGCGGUGCAGCACGGGAAGACGUGCGCCGCGAAGCAGAAGGCCGCGCGGGAAAGGGCCUUCGCCCAAGAGGCGUCGCCGCCUGCACCCUUCACGUCGCCGCCCGAAACGCCGCUCGCCGACGCUGAGGCCCGCGACCUGCCGCUGGCGGCGCAGUCGCCGCCUCCCACGGCCGUGACGGCGUCGCCGCCAUCGCCCCCUUCACUGACUGCGGACCCUCCCACCGGCACGUGCCUUUGUGUGGAAAUCAAAUUUCGGGCGCCCCACGAUGGCGUGGAGGUUCACGAAGGUCCAUGCUAUUUCUCAACACAGGCGCCACCUACCGGGCGAGCCGCGUCGCGCCGAAGGUCGUCCCUGUGGCCCCGCCGACGCUGGCGCCGGCGCCGAGCGUCGCGGAGAUCCGCGCCGCGUACCGGCGCGAGCAGGCGGCGCGGCGGCCGGCCAAGCCCGUCGUGCCGCCGGCGCCGCCGUCGCCCGUCGCCUGGCCGGCGCCGUCGCCGCCCCCGACGGCCGUGACGGCGUCGCCGCCGUCGCCCCCGACAUUGACCGCGGACCCGCCCAUGGGUGCGACCUACCGGGCUUCUAGGUUUGCGGGCUGCUGCUGGGACGCGAGGAUUAGAAGGUGGCGCGCGAACAUACAAGUCAAGGGCUACCGCAUCCCGCUCGGCGACUUCGAGGACGAGGCCGACGCCGCGCGGGCCUAUGACGCGGCGCGCACGAAGUGGAAGGCGUUGAUGAAGAGCGCCAGGGUGCCCCUGAACUUUCCCGACGAGGCGCCGUCCACAAUGACGCUGGCCGCGCUGCCGCCGCUGCCCGCCUCAUUACGAGAAGAGGUGCCGCCGCCGCCGCGCCGACAGAACCCGCCGGCCGCGAUGACCCGUGCGACGACGCGUGGCGUGUCGCGUGCGGUCAACGCGGCAGUGAUGCGGGAAAUCACCUCGCUUUGUCACGAGAUGACCGAAGCAGUCGACUUGUUGGUCUCGCCGCAUUUAGCGCGGCAAGAGAUUCGGGCGCUCUGUCGCAGCAUGACGGAAGAGGUGGAUGAGCGGGUCGCAGCGGCACGCCCGGCUUCUGUGGCACCACCGGUUUCACGUAUAGUCUCACGUAUAGUCAUUACGCGCUGGGACGCUGAGGAGGAGGCCGAGCUCCGGGAGCUUGUUGAGGAGCACCGCCCGGAGAGCUCAGAAGAUUGGAGGAAAAUAGUGGAACUGCACGGGAACGGCCGGUCAACGUCGGCCGUCAAGAAUAAAUGGAAAGAACUGACCGCGGACGCGAUUCAGGAGGACGAAUGUUCCGAUUUAUCAGUGUCAGUUACGGGGAAGCGCUGGGGCGCCGAGGAGCAGGACGAGCUCCGGGAGCUGGUCGAGGAGCACCACCCGACUGGGUCAAACGAGUGGAGGCAGAUAGCGGAGCUCCUCGGGACUAGCCGGUCUGCCCGGGACGUCGAGGAUAAAUGGGAUGAAUUGGCUGCGGACGCGCACAUUCAGGACGAAUUCUCCGAUUUAUCAUCGUCGCAGCUGCAAAAGGCGAUGCGAGCUAGAAGGAUUGGUCGCGGCUCCCACGACUUGCCGAUUGAUUUUAGAAGAAAACUACGGGCCUUCGAGGCGAAGCGACCGCGGUCCGAGACCGAGUCCGACGACGAUGACGCGCCGACCGAGCCCGACGCGGCCGCGGCGCCGGAGCCCGACGACGCCGCCGCCGACGCGCUUAGGCCGGCCGCGGGCACGCCGGUGCCUGACGAAUCAGCCGACGACGAGGCGGCGGCCGUCGGACGCGUGGUCGGGUGGCGGGCGUCGCUGGGACGAAACAGCCGUGUGUGGGCGUUAUUCGAGCCGGACGUGUGGUGGGGCGGGACGGUCGUUGGUAUUCGUGGUGUCGAGGACAAGCGCAUGUGCAGCAUCAUUUUUGACGACGGCAUUCCGCAAACCUUCUACGCGAGAGACGUGUGGUCUAGCCCGCCGGCAGGCGGCAAAGUCGGCGCGCAGGGGCCCAACGCCCAGGCGCGGACUGCGGUCACGAGGGCCCUCUCGGCCAAGGCAACGACGCCGGUGCGCCCGAAACCGCGGAAGCGCCCGAAAAGGGGCUUCUAUGCCGCCUACGCAGAGAGCUCCGAGCCGGCGCCGAGACCAGCGCCACGACGGAAAAAGAAGCCCGUCGCGCCGUCAGGGAACUGCCCCAUUUGUUACGAUAGAUUCACGGUGGACGCGACGGUCUUCGAGUGCUCCCACGCGAUGUGCGCUUCGUGCUCGGACUCGUACGCAAAGUCCGAAGUGGAGCGGUCGAUGAGCCGGCGGAGCGGCGUGUCGGUCACGUGUCCGCUCUGUCGCGCGCCGUCGAAGGUCGUCCUACCCGAGGAGAUGCAUACGUCGCUGUCCCUGGGCCCGACGAAACGCCGCCGCCGGAGCUCGGACGAGUAACUUCUGCUAGGACCUGU
Messenger RNA from Pelagomonas calceolata, 3277 nucleotides. Lineage: Eukaryota; Pelagophyceae; Pelagomonadales; Pelagomonadaceae. The record is from the annotation of a GenBank genome assembly.